Humulus lupulus (European hop) is the source of this 2221-nucleotide messenger RNA. Its product is annotated as protein NRT1/ PTR FAMILY 2.13-like. Gene Ontology annotation, biological process: transmembrane transport. The record is from RefSeq and is a predicted model, not a curated record. Gene Ontology annotation, cellular component: plasma membrane. The coding region runs from base 143 to 2014 and encodes 623 amino acids. Lineage: Eukaryota; Viridiplantae; Streptophyta; Magnoliopsida; Rosales; Cannabaceae. Gene Ontology annotation, molecular function: transmembrane transporter activity. The transcript is spliced from 5 exons.
ACACAUAUUAUGAAUAGAGGGCCACUCUGCCAAACUCUCUUCAAAGAAAAAUAUGUACUCUUGAGAAGGAUACAUAUCUCCUGCUCACACACUGAUAAAAAGGAAGUUAAUUACCGUAUAUACAGUUAUAUAUAUUUAUAAGAUGAUGAAGAAGAGAUCAAGUUGGUCCUUUUCCUCUUUGUGCAACGGGAGCUGUCGAAGCAAUUCUUCUGAUCAUGAUCAUCAAGACGAUGAAGUGAUGGCCGAGAAAAAGAAUGGAAAAAUUGUUUAUGAUGAUUCAGUCAAAAGAAACUCCGGUGGAUGGAAGGCCAUCUCUUUUAUUUUAGGAAAUGAAACUUUCGAGAGAUUGGCAACGUUCGGAUUAUUGGCAAACUUUAUGGUGUACCUAACCACAAAGCUUCACAUGGAUCAAGUAUCAGCUUCUAACGUUAUGAACAUUUGGGGUGGUAUCACCAAUUUCGCACCUUUGAUUGGGGCUUUCAUCUCUGAUACCUUUGCUGGUCGCUUCUGGACUAUUGCUGUUGCAUCUUUUGCUUCUCUUUUGGGAAUGGUGACGGUGACUAUGACAGCCUGGUUACCGCAGCUACAUCCUUCCGCGUGCACAAAGCAACAAUUAGACUUGGGACAGUGCCAUGGCCCAACUCAAACUGAAUUGGGUUGUUUGCUGCUAGGCCUCGGCUUCUUAUCCAUAGGCACCGGUGGUAUCAGGCCAUGCAGUAUUCCUUUCGGCGUGGAUCAGUUCGAUCCGACCACCGACCAAGGACGAAAUGGAAUCAACAGCUUUUUCAACUGGUAUUAUACCACAUUCACGGUGGUCCUACUAAUCACUCAGACUGUGGUCGUUUACAUUCAAGACCACCUGAGUUGGGUGAUAGGUUUUGGGAUUCCGACAGUUCUCAUGGCCUGCUCGAUUGUAUUCUUCUUCGUUGGGGCUCGUCUUUAUAAUCACGUGAAACCAGAGGGUAGCAUAUUUUCAGGUAUUGCUCAGGUUUUCGUUGCUGCUUUUAAGAAGCGUCACCUUCAGAUUCCGGCAGCCAGUGAUGUCGACGGAGAUGGCACAGUCUUAUUUUAUGAUCCACCACUGAAAGGAGUUAUUUUGUCAAAACUCCCUCGAACCAAUCAGUUCAGGUAUUUUGACAAAGCAGCUAUAAUAUUAGAAAACGAGGUAAACCCAAUAAACGGCACUCCCGUCAACAAAUGGAGAUUAUGCAGCAUUCAACAAGUUGAAGAAGUGAAGUGCUUAGUGAGAAUCACACCAAUAUGGGCCUCAGGAAUCAUUAGCUUGACUGCCAUAGUCCAACAAUGGACUUUCACAAUCUCACAAGCUCUCAAAAUGGAUCGUCACAUGGGGUCUAACUUCGAGGUUCCAGCAGGGUCAAUCAGUGUCAUCUCGCUCAUGACCAUCGGCCUUUGGCUCCCUUUCUACGACCGCCUCCUCGUCCCGGCGCUCCGCCGAGUCACCAACCACGAGACUGGAAUCACACUCCUCCAGAGAAUUGGAAUCGGAAACAUAUUCUCAAUUCUCUCGAUGGUAGUGGCCGGAUUAGUCGAGAAGGAGAGAAGAGCAAGGGUUGACUCAGGGAUGGCGCCGAUGACGGUGUUCUGGUUGGCCCCACAAUUGGCCCUAAUGGGCUUUUGUGAAGCCUUUAACAUGAUAGGACUCAUUGAGUUUUUCAACCGUCAAUUUCCUGAUCACAUGAGGAGCAUUGGAAAUGCUCUGUUUUCCUGCUCUUUCGCUGGUGCUAGUUACACUAGCAGUGUUUUGGUUACGGUUGUCCAUCGGGUCACGGCGACCCAUGACCGACCAGAUUGGUUGACCAAUGAUAUUAAUAAAGGGAGGUUGGACUAUUUUUACUACCUUUUGGCUGGUUUGGGAGUCAUUAACGUUGUUUAUUUCCUCUAUUGUGCUAAUAGUUAUCGUUAUAAAGGGGCUGUCGUGGAAAUGGAGGACAGAGCUACAAAUAUUGUAGAUGUGGAGAUGAAUUCGGUGCUUAAUAAAGGGAUAACUACUUGAUCUUGGUGAUCAUCACCAUCAGGUAGUGAUUAUUGCUAGCUAGAAAUAAGUGGCGAUAUAUAUAUUUAUAUAAAUAUAUGUAAUAUUUAGCUUAUUUAUAUUGCCUAGUAACUCAUCACAAUGAUACAUAUAUAUAUGUACAAUAAGUCAAAAUUGUGAUUUUGUCGUUAGCCCGAUACAACAUCUUAUUAAAAAACAAAUUUCUGA